Molecule: messenger RNA, 1690 nt
Organism: Leucoraja erinaceus (little skate)
Lineage: Eukaryota; Metazoa; Chordata; Chondrichthyes; Rajiformes; Rajidae
Product: zinc-binding protein A33-like
Exons: 6
Coding region: 199-1638 (479 amino acids)
Molecular function (GO): protein binding; zinc ion binding
Source: RefSeq, a predicted model, not a curated record
CCCAGUUUCUUUUUUGAUGCGCUCCUGAUGCGCUUUGCCCAGCGGCCGGCCAUCGACUGACCGCCGCUCGCCGCUCGCCGCCCGGUCGUAAGUCGGUCGCUCGGAUGCCUGAGGUGGUCGCCACGUCUCCUGGUGGUCGCAGCCCCCCGCCGCUGGGACCCAUGCAGCCAACAGCCUUGUAGGGCGGCGGCAGGAGCCAUGGCUUCGGGCCACUCCACCCUGAGCCUGGAGGACGAGCUGAACUGCCCGCUCUGCCUGGAGCUGUACUCCGACCCGGUCAUCUUGGACUGCGGCCACGACUUCUGCCGCGAGUGCAUCGUCAAGAAAUGGGAAGACGAGGCGGAGGCGCAGUGUCCCGAGUGCGGGCAGACUUUUCCCGAGAAGACCUUCAAGGCCAACAGAGCCCUGGGCAAGCUGGUGAAGAAGAGCAGAAACAUCUCGCUCAAUCUGAAAGUCAAAGGCAACAGACCCUAUUGCCUGGACCACGAGGAGGAGCUGAAACUCUUCUGUGAGACGGACAAGAAGCUCAUCUGUGUGAUGUGUCUGGACCGGCGCGAUGGCAGAAGCCACAAGGCUCACAACUUCAUGCUGAUCAACGAGGCGGUGGAGAUCUACAAGGAAAAAAUGAAAGGCAAUCACACCUCUUUCAAGCAGAAGAAGAAUUACUUCCAGGAAUUUGAGGAGAAACAGGAGGAGAAGAUCUCGGAGAUCAAGGAGCAGUCUAAUAGACUACAGAACCACAUCACAAACGAGUUCACCAAGAUGCGUGACAUUCUCGAUGAGAAGCAGAAGGGCCUCUUCAAUGACUUGAUGUCACAGGAGAGUGACGUCCUCUUAAAGAUGGAGAUGAACCUUCGUAGGAUCCAGGACAAUCUGAGCCUCACUCAACAGAUGCUGCAGAACGUGGAGAAACGCCUGGAAUAUCAGGACGUCUAUAUGCUGUUGAAGGAGCCCCCUCCGGAUGAGAAGAGUAGCGAAGAAGAAUUUCACCCAACCAUAACAGAAGGCAACCUGCCUCUGGCUGCGUUUCAAGGACCUGUCCAAUAUACAGUUUGGAAACAAGUUAUAAAUGUCAUAAGCCCUGUGCCGGCCAGUCUCACCCUGAACCCCAGCACUGCCCACCCCCGGCUGCUGCUAUCGGACGACCUGACGGUGGUGUCGUACGGGGACGUGAAGCAAGACGUGCCGGAUAACUCUGAGCGCUUCGACACGUGCGUGUGCGUGCUGGGCUCGGAGGCGUAUGUCACCGGCCAACACUACUGGGAGGUACAGGUUGGGGGAAAGACUGAGUGGGACGUGGGGGUGGUCAAGGAAUCCAUCAGCCGCAAGGGCCACACGACAGCCACUCCUGACGCCGGCUACUGGAUCGUGUGGCUGAGGAACGGCAACGAGUACAAGGCUACCACGGUGCCACGGACCCGCCUCAACGUGGCCUCCAAGCCCAAGGCCAUCGGGGUCUUCCUGGACUAUGAGGGCGGGCAGGUGUCCUUCUACAAUGUGGACAACAUGAGCCACCUGUACAGUUUCACUGACUCCUUCUCUGAGAGGCUCUUCCCCUACUUUAGCCCCGGCAUCAACGACGAUGGCGAGAACUCCGAGCCACUCAAAGUGCUGCCCGUUGGGUGUCAAGAGAACUGAGAACGAGCCUUGGACUGGGACUCUCUCUCCCACCCCAUUCCCCAUCCCCUCC